AUGGGGGACCAACCUUGUGCCUCCGGGAGAUCCACGCUCCCACCAGGCAAUACACGGGAACCCAAGCCUCCAAAAAAGCGCUGUGUCCUGGCUCCGCGGUGGGAUUAUCCAGAAGGGACUCCCAGUGGAGGUGGUACCACUCUCCCCUCGGCGCCUCCUCCUGCAUCUGCUGGACUGAAGUCGCACCCUCCUCCUCCGGAGAAGUAGUGAAAUAGAUUUUUCCCAGCCUAAAUCAGUCUUUGACAGGUUGCAGUAUGACGUCAUUUCCUUGGUGCAUUUGUAAAAUACUUCACCCACUGAAGACCAUGACUCUUUCCAAUGCUACCCUGCUUUUGCUGGUGACCUGCACCUGGAAGUUGUGAUGCUAAAGGCUCAUCUUAUAUUUUCUACCCCAUUGACCAUUUCACUAUUUGACUGUGCUACUGGGAGAUCGUAUUUGCAAACUGAGACAUUGUACCAGGUGCCCAUACUGCAAAAAUAAGAUGUCUAAGUCACCCACUAAAGGCAUAAACCAGUUUGGUAUUUCAGGCCUACAGCUGGAUCAACGCCCUUGUACUUAUUAGAGGGACAUCGCAUCAACAAGAGGCCUUUUGGACCACAUCAAUAGAUGGACAGGGAAAGAGUUCUAGCUGUGAUCUGUGGCCAUCCAGAGGGAAGGUAUUAUGAUGUAAUGACUGUGAUUUCACCUCCAGAAUUUGGAUGAAUUUAGGACGUGGGCAAGAUCGGGUUGUAGACUUCUAGGACUGAAGGCCAUGGUGUGUGUGGAUCAUGGUAAACUCACCAAAGCAAGUAAUGCCCUUGAGAUGGUCCUGCAGAAGCCAAUCAUUGCUUUCUUUUGUUGAUACCCAGUCUUUACUGUAUUACAUUCAAAUUGCAUAAAUCCAUUAAUGUCCAAAUAAAUUUUGUCUUGUUGCUGUGUUAGA
Peromyscus maniculatus bairdii (prairie deer mouse) is the source of this 923-nucleotide messenger RNA. The record is from RefSeq and is a predicted model, not a curated record. Lineage: Eukaryota; Metazoa; Chordata; Mammalia; Rodentia; Cricetidae.